This is a messenger RNA of Penicilliopsis zonata CBS 506.65, 759 nucleotides long. RefSeq lists its product as hypothetical. The transcript has a single exon. The coding region runs from base 157 to 684 and encodes 175 amino acids. The record is from RefSeq and is a predicted model, not a curated record. Lineage: Eukaryota; Fungi; Ascomycota; Eurotiomycetes; Eurotiales; Aspergillaceae.
GGUGGAAUGUGUGGUGUGUGGGCUAUCACGGAGACGACGGAGCCAUCUAUGAGGAAAGAUCGUCCAAUGCGACAUCCACGGGGAAAACAUUCGACUUCGACUGCACCGUCGGCUGCGGCAUCGACUAUCAGAAGGGGGAAUACUUUUUCACAUUGAAUGGGGGCAUUGUCUGUAGGUGUUUCUCGGGGUUUAGGGCUAGGGUUUAGGACUGGGUAUGGGUUAACUGUUCAUGAUGCAGUCUCCAGAGCGUCCAACGUCAUCUUCCGCAAGCUGUACCCUUGUCUUGGUCAUCGUGCGGCAUCCGUCAAGCUCAUCGUGAACUUUGGAGCAAGUGACUUUGCCUGGCAGGGAGCCAAGAAGCUGGUUCAGCCGAUAGACUCCCUGAGUAUGCGUCCGCCAGUCCCGCGUCGACGCCUUUCCACAGCCCAUUCUCUCCUGGAAAACAACAGGAGCCGCCAGAGCACCAGGAGAGAGAGCUCGAUGUGGGAGCAGUCGAGUCCUGAAAGAGCAGACUCUCCAGCCAUGGGGGACAGAGAUCGCACCCGGCGAAGGGGGGCGGUCAUGUUCCAGGAACCGCCGCCGAUCAACCCGCGCGAUGAUUCAGAGUUGGAGUAUGAAGACAUCAGUCAUCAGAUCACUCUUCGGCGGGCCCAAUCGCGUACUAGAGAAAUGUCAAGAACAUGAUGUACUUGCCGUCUAAUCCAUAUCUUCACUGCUUCCAACAUGGAAUUAAUACAUGAUCAUAAUACCCUAAUUUGA